This is a messenger RNA of Rotaria sp. Silwood1, 492 nucleotides long. NCBI's taxonomy places the organism in Eukaryota, Metazoa, Rotifera, Eurotatoria, Philodinida, Philodinidae. The record is from the annotation of a GenBank genome assembly.
AUGAUUGAACUCGAAGUCGAUACAAUUGGUGAUCGUCGACUUACACCUUUGCAUGUGGCCUGUGAGAAUGGAUAUCUUAACAUAGUUGAAUAUCUUCUCGAUAAGCGUGCAUCAACUACAUUACGAAAUGCUCGAUGUUACAAUUGUUUAGAAAUAGCCAUUACUAAUAAACAAGCAGAUAUUGUUAAAAAGUUUUUCGAUCACCCAACAUGGCGGGAAAUGAUGCGAAACGCUCAGCCAAUUGAUAAUACUGAAGCUUAUGAUACCCCUAUGCGAAAACUAAUCCGAUAUUUACCUGAUGUGGCUAUUUGGGUCAUUGAGAAUAAACUUACAGGUGUAAUUGGUGGACCUGGACAAAAAAUACACAAAACCGUCUAUGAUUACGAAUUCUAUGAAGAUAUGUGCGUUGAAUAUUUCAAAGUUGGUGGUUUUACCCAACAGAUUGUGUCUCUAUGUACAUAUGUACCGACACAACAGAAUGAAAAAGGUUGA